Vanderwaltozyma polyspora DSM 70294 is the source of this 948-nucleotide messenger RNA. It is a transcript of the gene TFB6, whose product is annotated as TFIIH complex subunit TFB6. Gene Ontology annotation, cellular component: transcription factor TFIIH holo complex. The coding region runs from base 1 to 948 and encodes 315 amino acids. The record is from RefSeq and is a predicted model, not a curated record. NCBI's taxonomy places the organism in Eukaryota, Fungi, Ascomycota, Saccharomycetes, Saccharomycetales, Saccharomycetaceae. The transcript has a single exon.
AUGUCAGCUCCAGAGACCCCUUUGCAUUGCAAGCCUGAUGACCAGACUCUGCUAAAUCGAUUAAAAGAAGUCGAUGAUACUGAAAUAUAUGAUUUGAAUUUAAAUCCAGAACUUGAGGGUAGUAAUAUAAACUUAGCCUUAAAUGAUGAUGAUGCCAAUAACCAACAACUUUCAAACCAACAAAAGAGAUCUCGUGAACCGGUGGAUGAAGAUAUGUAUGAUGAUGUCGAUGAUUUUAAACCAAGAAUAAAUAUUAGUUCCCCAUUUUCUUCUAACAGUGUAUUGAAUGAAGUGAAACAGGGGUCUGAUUUAGAAGGAAGACAUGCCAGGAGAUUGUCUUUACCACAGCAAUCAAAAUUUAUAAGUUAUUGUGAUGACCAAUUAAUGCAUAUCCAACGCCGAUUCAUACAAUCCAGAGGUUUAAACUACAAUAAUGUAGGUUACACCGAUUUGGUACCUUUAUUAAAAGACUUAAAGGCAUUGAUAGAUUUCAUUUGGUAUUCAAUUGAUGGUGUGCCGAAUACUGACUACUUACUAAAACAAGACUUAUAUGAAUUUGAAAAAGAAUUUGAUGUACUAAAUUCUGAAUUACCAGAGGAUAAAUCUACUAGUUUUGGUCAAGUAUUCUACUUGCUAAGAAUCGCAGAUGAUCUAAUUGACUAUUCUGAAAAAUUCGACAUCACACUACUUUCACUAGAAGCACAAUAUGAUACAUUAUCCAAAUUAUUCAAAUUACUGUUUAUCCUAGACAAAAUUUUUGCAAGGCUAAUCAAUGGUACUGUUCCUGGGAAGAUUAAAAUCUCAGGUACAGAUUCAGUUAGAUUAUGUGGUAUAGCUGAACGAACAAGAAUGAGAUUACCAAUAUUCUUUGAAAAGCAGAAUAUCCAAGGAUAUCAUUAUGAAUUAAGUAAAGUAUACUUGGAAAGUCUGGAGAGAUGUUCAAUAUAA